This is a messenger RNA of Clavispora lusitaniae ATCC 42720, 1974 nucleotides long. RefSeq names its product Apg7p (gene APG7). Lineage: Eukaryota; Fungi; Ascomycota; Pichiomycetes; Serinales; Metschnikowiaceae. Gene Ontology annotation, biological process: protein modification by small protein conjugation; cellular response to nitrogen starvation; piecemeal microautophagy of the nucleus. Gene Ontology annotation, cellular component: cytoplasm; phagophore assembly site. The record is from RefSeq and is a predicted model, not a curated record. Gene Ontology annotation, molecular function: Atg8 activating enzyme activity; Atg12 activating enzyme activity.
AUGUGCCUGAGAAUAGAGGUCCUGGCGAGAGUGCACAGACAAGCAAAUGCACUUCUUAUCGCUAGGUCAUCUACUGUCAAUCUAAUCAUGGAUGAACAUCAAGCAUUGAAAUACACGCCGGUGCAAUCAUUCGUGGAUUCAUCCUUUUUCACGAAGCUAUCGGACUUAAAAUUGAAUGAGUACAAACUUGACUCUGGCGUGAAGCCCCUUUCAGGGUUUACUGCGUCGCCACAACAGAUGAAUAAGUUUGUGAAUAAGCCCAUAAUCAACUUGGAUUAUUCUAGUUUUGACGACGAGAAACUGGAUAGCCUUAAUUGGCGUAUCAGUGGCCUACUACACAAUGUCAAUACAAUAGAACAAUUCAAGCUGUUAGAUAAGCUCAAAUUGUUGAGGACCUGGGGAGAGGAGCUCAGGGAGGGAAUGUCUCAGAACACAGUGACCGAAAGAUUUCAUUUAUUAACGUUCUCAGACCUUAAAAAGUACAAGUUUUACUACUGGCUCGCCUUCCCUGUUCUCCAUUCGCAAUGGUAUGUUACUGAGCGCAUCAGCAAUAAUGAAUACGAAUUUCAGAUUGAAGAGUUCAUCAAAACAAACUAUGUUCAGUUUUUCCAGAUUAGGCCUGAGAAUGGCGACGAAAUGGUGAUGGUUGACUCCAUUACUUCUCAAGAUGAGGGAACAUUUGUCUUUGUGGAUUCUUGUAUUAGUCCAGAUGACAAUCCACUGAUACAGUUGAAAAACUACUUAUAUUUCUUGGCAAUAAAGGGAUAUAAGUCAGUGUCUCUUCUAGUCUAUCGUAAUAACGGGAAAUCUUAUCUAUUGAAACUCACUUUGGACCCUACUUUCAGAGCGCUGGAAACACCCAAAGUCACAGGGUGGGAAAGAACCAUCCAAGGGAAGUUAGGCCCAAAAUUAGCUGACUUGGGUUCUCUUAUCAACCCAAAGGAGUUAGCUAGCCAAGCUGUGGAUUUGAACCUAAAACUAAUGAAAUGGCGUAUAGCCCCUGAACUCAAUCUAGAUAUAAUGAAGAGCCAGAAAGUCCUUCUCCUUGGGGCUGGUACCCUUGGAUCCUACGUUUCAAGAGCACUCAUGGGCUGGGGUGUGCGGGACAUUACGUUUGUCGAUAAUGGAAGAGUGUCGUAUUCGAACCCUGUUCGUCAACCUCUCUUUACUUUUACUGACUGUUUUAGUGAUUCUCACCAGGGUGCAUGGAAGGCAAUCAGAGCUAGUGAAGCUCUUAAGGAAAUUUUUCCAGGGGUCAACUCCGCAGGAUACAACCUUGAAGUGCCAAUGAUAGGACAUCCAGUAAGCGGCUCUUCCGAACCCCAGGCACAUAAGAACUUUGAUCAGUUAGUGCUGCUUAUCGAAAACCAUGAUGCUGUGUUCUUGCUUAUGGACUCUCGGGAGUCUCGGUGGCUCCCGACUGUUCUUGGCAUUGCCAUGAAUAAAGUUGUGAUCAAUGCUGCGCUAGGAUUUGAUAGUUACUUAGUCAUGAGGUAUGGCUCAUUGGACAUGGAAGACAGAAUUGGGUGUUAUUAUUGCAGCGAUGUUGUUGCCCCUACAGACUCACUUUCAGAUCGCACAUUGGAUCAAAUGUGCACGGUCACCCGCCCCGGUGGUGCUUUGGUGGCUUCCUCCCUUGCUGUGGAGUUAUUUGUAUCUAUAUUGCAGCAUGAUUUGAGACAGAAUGCCCCAGUUCUGUCCAAGACCAAAUUUGGAGAAGUGCCUCAUCAAAUCCGAGGGUUUCUCCAUAACUUCAGUCAGUCGAAGUUGCAUACGCCCGCUUACAAAUACUGCUCAGCAUGUUCAGAUGCAGUUAUUCAGGCUUACAAAUCACAAGGUUGGGAUUUCGUUAAACAAUGCUUAGAAAGUACAGAAUAUUUGGAGGAAAUGUGUGGUUUGAAACAGGUGCAAGAAGAAGCGGAAAAGGCGUCAGAGGCGUUGAUGGAAGAGAUCGAUUUCAGCGAUUAUGAGUAA